AUACAAACACUUGUUUAUUGAUCGCUUUCCCCUCAAGAGUGGGUUAUUUGCUCCUGAGACUUGUUGCUUACGAUCGCUCACAGUCACUCGCAGUCUCCUCAAUCCUUUCACACCCUCCCUGUGUUGUCGUCUGUUGUUGAUCAACCCGAUGUAUAUCCAUUCCAUACACAAUGAGUUUCUCUGUGACAAUGUGAGAGUUGAGGUUGUUUACGAGGACAACCCGGUGUUUGCCGACGAGGAGGUCUCUGCCAUCAUUCGAUUUCGUCAUCUGGGCCCCAAAAGGGCUCCUGAGCCUAACAGACACACCGCGGAGGAGUCCCAACAUGCGGAGGAGAAGAGUACAGGAUGGGGCCAGAGGUUAUCGCUACAGCUCUCGAAUGCUGCUAGAUCGCUUUUCCUCGAGGACGUGGAUGAAAACGGAUCACUACACGAUGAAUCAGUCCAUAAUCCUGUAGAAUUGCUCACAGGUUACGUCCAGCUAUCCGGGUUCUUCACAUUUGAUCCCCAAGUAAUGGAUCAGGAAAAGAUGGAUCUUUUGAAGAAGAGUAGCACAGUCUCGGGCAAGAUUGGUGGAAUUGAUGGACUAGAACUCACAAGAACACCAAACGGUGGGCUGUUCGACAAAGUUUAUGGGCUCUUUAAUCAACCCAUAGAUGGGUUAUAUUCGCAGGAUGAAGGCCAAAAGAAAGAGUUAGAACAUAUGAUUCCGUUCUUUGCAACUCCAAAGUCCUUACUCUUUGGAGAAAUUGAACUACAGCCUUCAACUACACAAACUUUCUACUUCAAAUGCAGACUACCAAGAGUCUCAGCACCAACUUAUAGGGGGAAGGUUUUGAACAUCAACUACAGGCUAAUAGUUGGUGCCUCAUUUGAUAGAAGCCUGCCGGAACCUAAGAUCUUACAAUUCCCAUUAACAGUUGUACAGAAUUUCGAUUCAAAUGGUUAUCAGCCUGUUUGCUCGCUGGAUAGUUUCAUACUGUUACCAUCAGACAAGCUAUUUAGCGAACUGUUUGAGGCACAGUCACCAAACGGCAGAAGGUCCAGCUUCAAAACGAUCAAGAAUACAGUAUUAACACAACCAAAAGUGACACAGAGUGAUAAGAAGGAUAAGUUCUUGAAAAAGCUUUCUCAUAUGAUCGAGAACCCGGAUGAAGAAGUUGAAGAGUUCACCAUUGACGAAUUUCAAAAUUCAAACGUAAAGGAUAACAUAUCACAAUUCACAGAGGCAUUGAUAAUUAAGGGUGAGAUCGAUGAGGACAGACCACGUCUCAUAAAACAGCAUGGAAUGACGUUGGAGAACCAAAUUUUGAGAUUCCAGUCACAAUAUAUUAUCAAUUAUGAUGCCAGAUUGAUUGCAUCGUUGACAUUCUCUAAACCCAUUUACAAGAUUGGUGAAUGCAUCAGACUCGUUGUGGACCUUUCUUCACAGGAGUUCUGCACAACUGGGCUAUUCGUCUCUUUGGACUCUGUUGAAUCAAUUAGAGACCUUUACGUUGCAGAGGCACAGGAUUCGACCAGGUUUAUACCACAUUAUAAGGAGUCAUUCACCGUGAUGAAGUACGAUUCUCUAACCAUUGACAUUCCAAUCCCAUUGAAUGCAACAGCACAGUUUAGAACCUCCAUCUUUGAAAACAAGUGGAGUUUGGCUCUGAAGUUUAUCAUUACUAAAGAAGACCUACAGCAUUCCGUCCACUCGGACAACUCGGGUGAAUAUUUCUUUGCAAUGGAUUCAUUGGCUGGCUUUGAAUUCAACUGCAGACUACCAUUAGUUGUAUUACCUCCAGAUCAAGACUUUGGAGGAAUAUCUGUUUUAUAACACAUUUAGACUAAAUUAAAAGACCAGAUCAAAAACAGAAAGCCACUUGCGAUAUUAGCAUUCACUCAUUGGUUUUCUUACCCGUAUACCAACUCCAUAUACCCUUCGUAGUAGUUGGUUGGUUCUUUUUCUUGUCAUUAACGUUCUUUUCUGUUGAUGAUUCGUUUUCGUUAUGCUCCUGAUGCUCCUUUGAAGUUGCUGUUUUGAAACUCUUCUUGUACUCUUCGAAUCUCUUUGUAUUCUCAUUCUUAAAUAUUUGAAACUUUUCACUUAGAGUCUUGACUUCCUCAGAAUAAACGUGCU
Messenger RNA from Williopsis jadinii, 2119 nucleotides. It is a transcript of the gene RGP1, whose product is annotated as Rgp1p. The transcript has a single exon. Gene Ontology annotation, cellular component: Golgi membrane; Ric1-Rgp1 guanyl-nucleotide exchange factor complex. Lineage: Eukaryota; Fungi; Ascomycota; Saccharomycetes; Phaffomycetales; Wickerhamomycetaceae. The coding region runs from base 149 to 1816 and encodes 555 amino acids. Gene Ontology annotation, biological process: retrograde transport, endosome to Golgi. The record is from RefSeq and is a predicted model, not a curated record.